Molecule: messenger RNA, 5825 nt
Organism: Bactrocera tryoni
Lineage: Eukaryota; Metazoa; Arthropoda; Insecta; Diptera; Tephritidae
Product: mucin-17
Exons: 5
Coding region: 945-5135 (1396 amino acids)
Source: RefSeq, a predicted model, not a curated record
GCGAAAACGUCAGCAAGAAUUGCUAAACACACAAACUGACUGACGUUGUGCUGAUAAACAGUAUGCGCUAAAAAUACGAGUAUAUUUCCACUUUACUCAGACACCGUAAAUAACAACUGCGGUGCAUACGAUUUGUAAAAGGGUGUAUAGGUUUCUAUAGUAUAGUGCUUUGUAAUUCAUGCGGUUAUAAUAUCACUGAAGUCCAAACGACUUUAUAAUAAAAAAUCUAAUUAAUUUCAGUGAAAAAGUAUCACAACUAAAUCAAACAGCAAAUUAACUGCAAAUAAUUAGUUUGCAAUUUUAAAGUUGUUUCAGCAAUAGUCAGUUGAAUAAGUGGACAGACUGUCAUCCAGUCAUUCAGCGAAUCGUUCAGUUUUGUGCGGAAAAUUGCAAUUGGAUACUUUUCCCUUUUUCGCGUUAUUUUUCACUUUAGUAUCUGCAUCAUUUUACAGUAUGUGUAAGUGUAUAUAAGUAUAUGUACAUAUAUGCAUAUGUAUACAUAAGUGCAUUUAUGUAAGCGCUGACGACAACCGAGUGAAAUUCGCAUCGUAUUACUGAGUGGCUUUGGAGGCAGACGCGCUGCCAUGCAACCACACCUGUCAGCUGACUAAAAGCAGAAACACUAAUUACAGCAGGAAAUAUAGUUUUAACUUCACCUAAUUUGGGAUAUACUGCCCAGCAGUAUUGCGGACAACUUGUCGAAAGCGCGCAUUUUAAACGUUUGGAUGUUCGGCGAAACACUAGAUGAAAACACAAAUUAGCUACAAAUCAAUAUAAAUAGUCAACGCCGUCCAGAAAAGGCGCCAAAGGCAGCAGCAACCAAGGUUGGAACCACAUGAUAUUAUGGCUAAGUGCCCAAAUUGAAUAAGCGCUCAUUAGUAACAAGUUUUUAAGUGUCGGAAUUCUACUGUCUUUAUCGUGGGCGCAUGUUUUAAGCAUAAAUUAUGAGCAACAUGAAAAAUGGAUUCUCCACACUCAACCGGUGGUUGGGGAAAAGGAGCAAAGCCGACAAGGCAACACCUAAUGGCAAACUGUCCAAAUCUAGCACAAACCUAAAUAGCUUGUCAGUCUCGUCCACGAACAUCAACGAAACUAGUCAAUUGGAAUACAAUCGUAUCACACCGUUACCGGCAGCCACCAGUAAUGCGCCCUUUGAACAGACAUUCCGCAUCACUGUACUUCUGCCGAAGGAUCAGCUGUACGUUGCGAGGUUGGGCGCACGAGUACCACUAAGCAAACUAUUAGAGUUAGUAUGCGAAAACAAGCUACUGGAUGCAUCAAAAUAUGAAUUUAGAAAUCCAGUUGAUUCGAGUCAAGUAUACAGCUGUGAAUUAACUAUUGGUGCGGUGGGCCUUUCUGAAAUUCGAUUAUGUAACAAAUCCGAAACGUAUGGAAAUUUUAAUGCCGAUGAAAUUAUAAAACUACAUCGAACGGCAAUCAUACGUGACUCGCUCUCUUCAUCAGAGUUCAGUAGUCGCUACUCAAAGCACACAACGAAAACGACUAGUCCAUACAGCUCAAGCAACUCGCUUAAUUCGAUGGACUCAACAGGCAUGAAUUGCGUUCGCACUCCGGUGUCUCCACCUGCAACCCUCACAACAACAACAACUCCAUCCAUAAUAUCGGCUCCUCCACGAAAGAAGCGUGCUGCACCACGACCGCCGAGUCAAACUGCCAUACCAGAGAAGACAGUGCUCGUGACCAAUGGUGAAACUAACGUAAAAGAUACGAACUCCAAUAUUGAUAAAUUAGAGGUGUUAGAAAGUUCUCUGUCGCAUAAAAAUCACUUCGUAUCAACGCCAAAUCUUUCUACAUUGAACGAAGUGACCACUCUAAAUUCCAAUGGACACAUAAGCAGUCUUAACGUUGAUAGCAAACAGGAGUCUAGCUUAAAUGGUUAUAUUAAUUUGGAAAUUGAAAUGGAACAAUCACAGGUCAAACAGAAAAAUGCACGAAAUCUGGUUGGUAGCAGUGUACAGAAUUUAAAUAGUGCUGAAAACGUCCAACAACCUAUCGAGUUCCCAGAACCAUCGCCGCGUAAACGCAUGAUACAAAAUAAGAAAAAGACAACAGCGCCUGCACCGCCUCCCAGAGGCAGUUCAUAUGCAGAUUCGGAUACUCUUUCAAUCCAUUCAAUGUCUUCAUCUACACCGGGUACACCUUUAAGUCCACUAAUACCCAUAUCGCCCGAACCUAUUUCGGCAAAUACAAAUCUUGAAGUACAUAUAGAUCCCAAUAGCAAUAAUCAGCAAAUGGCAAAUAUACAGUCCCGUUAUUCCGACCCCGUUACUAAUGAAAUACCAACACCAAUGCUUGAGACAACCUCUCCUGUACCUAAACCCCUUCCAAGAAUAACUACCAAUGCGUCUCAAAACGACCAAAAUACAUUUACGGAAAGCCAAGUUUCCUCUCCUAAACCAACGAAUGUCUCCAAAAUUAUAUUGAAUCGUACACCAACACCGGAGCCCCGGUCCCUUUCUGCUGAGCCACAGGAUAACGAUAGUUAUCUGGGUGUCCAUAUCAGUGCACUGAAAAAUACAUCCCAUUUAGAACACGACCAAGAGUCUAAGCAAAUGGACUCGGGUAAUUAUUUGAAUGCACAUUUAACGGCUCUUAAAAAUGCAUCAAUUCUGGAGCAUGAGGAUGACGCUUUUUCGAAGCAGGCUGAUUCAGGUAUCGGCGAGCCUAUACCCUCUCCGAUUCCCGAUAGUUUGCCAUCAGAGAGUUCAGUAAAUGAUGGCAAAUCGGCAUUUGAGUCAAGCUCAGAUGACGACGACAUUAUUAAGGUGUAUAAUUUCAAGCUUGGAAAAACCGUAGUUAAAACGCAAAUGGAACCACAAACUCUGGAAGAUUUCGUCGUUUUAGCCGCUGAGGAACAGGUAAAUAGCGGAGAUAAUACACCAGCACCAGGAACGCAAGAAGCAACACCUAAUUUCUCGGAUAGUUCGUCUUGGAACUUUACAAUUCCAAUAUCUCCUCCGCCUAAUUUUGCUGAUGGACGUUUUGUAGACGGUUUUGUAACUGAGAAGACUCCGGAUACGCCAAUCACCCCCAAGAUUAAAGAACGACCAAUGUUGGAUUUUAAAUCAAUUUCCCAAGCAGAAAGAUCUUUUAUCGAAGCUGUUGGUAAUUCAAAUCAGAAACCAACGAACACACAUGAGAUGGAGUUUAAAAAAGAGAGCUUAGCUUUGCCAAGCCCCACAACCCCUUUAAAUGAAAUUGUGGAAGAACUUUCUGAAAUAAUUCAUAACAAGCGUUUGGACACCCUAAUUAAAAGGCCAGAAGAUGAACCAAAGAUACAGGCUGCUAAGCCAGCUACGUUAUCCAACUUCAGUAUCACAACAAUCACACAACAGAUUCAGGAAAAAGAAAAUGAAGAUCCAAAUGAAGUUUCUAAACUAAGCUCAGAAAAUAGUGAGCCGAAUUCCAACUUUGAGCAAGUAACCAAUCAGAAUCAAUUCCCUUUAGAGAAGCUCACUCGCAUAGCUGGACAACAAAACGUGACCAACUUAGAUAAACCAUCAGCACAAGUUACAUAUGAGAAAGUGGAUCACAACGGAUUUAGCUCCAGUCGUAGACGAUCGUCCGGUGAACUUAGUAUUGGUGAAUCGCCAUCCCUUCAAAGUCCUGAAGUCAUCAAAACGAUUCUAAAUUCAAGGAAAAAUAGCUCGGCUAGUAGUAGUGAUGCAGAAACCAAAGUAGCGGGGGAACUUAAAAGGCAAGACGAAAAGGAUGUAGAACAGAAAGUAAACAUUCCCUCAUUAGUGGAGCCACCAAAGAACAUAGUUAAUGCACAAAAACAAGUAGACACGAAUAUAACAAUGCCACAGUUUAUUGUCACUUCCAAUUUCGAGAACACAGAGUCAAAAGAAGUACAGAAAGCGAGUUUGGUCAACACAGCGGAGACACCAAAAAAUAAAGUUAAUGCAGAAAAGGAAGAGGAAACAAGAGUUUCGUCGACAGAUCACACCAAACACAAAGAGGUGCCUAAAGUAUAUCGAUACUCUGGACCCCCAAGCAUUAAUUUUUCUACUUGGAGUGAACGUCCAAAAGUACAAGUAUCCAUAAAAAAUGAAGGUGACUACAUUUUCGGAGGUAAGAAUGCCGACAGCCAAAGCGCGGCCGUUACAACAGCAGCAAUCGAGAUUAACACGCGAUCUCAUAUUCGAAAUAAUAGAGUUUCAAUGCCAGCGGCAGCCUUUUGGGCGGAAAGAGAGAACGCACCGCCGCCAGUCGCUCCUAAACCCAUAACACUCACAGAACGUAUGGGCAUCCCCGAGAAAGAGUACCAUAUACCAAUGAGUGUUAAACCAUUACGCGAUGUAACAAUUGAAAACGUCGAUUUAAAUACAACUACCAAUAACACAACUCAGCAGAGACCGUCGCCUAAUACCCAAUGGAAAUCAACAAGUAUUACAACCGUUCUGCUAAAUGGAAAUUCGGAAUUGGAAAAUAAUAAAAGUGAAACAGUAACCAAACCAGUAUUUACAUCGACUUUGCCCCGCAGCAACGCCAGCCGAUUUAGUAUGCCGGCAGUUAAUAAUGUGGGUUCAGUGUUGCUCCGUUCAACCUCCAUCACUCAAUUGGAAGCUAAUAAGCCCAAACUCAAUCAGUCUGAAGCUGUAGCGGCUCCAUUUGGUCAGAACACACUGCGAAAGACUGGGAUGAAAGAGAAAAUACUCGCAAACGAUACCUUACCAAAAGAAAAGGCGGAAACCGAAAGCAAUAUUCGGGAUCAAAUUCCCAAGUCUCAAAGGUCAAGCCUCAAAUCUUCUACUACUACUUCCAACAGUGUCGUAGGUAUGACAAAUGUAACAACAACGUCGGAAACAAAAAAAGUCCACCAAAAACCGGUGCAAAGUGCCAAAUCAGAACUAAAACUUCAGAAUUCGUCCAGCGUCUAUUUAAACAGAACGAGCUUGAAUCCAGCAACUAACAUUACAACGACAACAAAGGCUCAGUCAGACGUAAAAUCUACGUCCUUAGUACCACCACCACCACCAACGCCUCCCAAAGGUGUAACACUAUCCACACCAAAUAGUAGCCCUGCAACUACGCCCAGCAGUACAGAUCCCAGAGAUCAACUACUAAUGGCAAUACGCAACUUUAAGCGUGAUAAUCUAAAUCGUAUUUGAGAAAGCACGAAGGAGAUAUUUUAUAUUAAUACCAACAAAUGUUGGACACAAUAGUCACAAAGAGCUGGACUGAAACCAUGUAAAAUAUUAUUGUAAAUGUGUUUUUAUAAAUAAUGUAUUUUAUAAGAACUAUAGGAAACGAUUUAAGCCGAAGUCAACUAAUUUUAUUAGCAUAGUUUAAGAUAUAGGGAAAGCCAGGCGCUCGUCUUCACAACCACAAACACAAUUUAGCAGUAAUUGUGUCAAAUGCUGGAAGCCCAAUGUCUUCCCAAAAAUAAUAUGGAAUAAUAAAAGCUACUAUAUUAUAUAAAUGCACAAAUAAUGAUAGGAUAACACAUAGAUAUAUACAUAUAUACAAAUACGAAAUUUAAUAUUCACUUGAAUGAUAAUAAUCUAAUCGACUACUGUAUAUUAGCAAAGUCCUUUGUGACUGAGCAAACACGCUAACCAAAUGUUUUUCAUCAGUCUGUCUACCGAAGAGAUGCCAGUUUUGAUGGUUUUCGUUUAGUUAACUGGCAUAUCACGUGUCCCAUACGUUAGUAAAUAUUCUGUAAAUUAUAAUCUAUAUUCUAAUUAACGUAUGAAUGGACAUAUAUGUAUAUCUGCGUUUUAUUUAUAUUUACUUGUUUUACCUAUAUGUAUAAAAAUGGAAUAUUACAAUGUUGAUAAUAAACCCCCUAAAAAUACGAU